GGCAGGGGCGUAAAGCGCGAACCUCGCUUCCUCUGUGAUGUUUAUGAAAUUUCACUCAAGGACCGCAGUCUCCUGUCCUCCUGCCAGUCAGUAUGAACUUCAUGGGCUGUUAUUGUGUUGGCCUGUAAUUCUCUUUCUGCCAGUUUUCCGCGAAAGGGGCUUUAAACUCUCAAGCUAACUUUUGUCGCCGAGUCAACACGGUGCGCUGCGGCUAGCUAGCAGGAGCUCUGUUCCUUAAAACGCAGCGGAGCGCAGCACCUGGCAUCAUGAAGCAGCUUCCACCAGAGACUGUGCGGCUUCUGUCCAGCUCCCAGGUCAUCACCUCUGUGUUGAACGUUGUGAAAGAACUGAUGGAGAACUCCAUAGAUGCUGGAGCUACAAGUAUUGACAUCAAACUGGAGAACUACGGGCUGGACCGGAUAGAAGUACGAGACAAUGGCCAUGGAAUCAAAGCUGCAGAUACGUCCGUGAUGGCCGUGAGACAUUUCACCUCAAAGAUCUGCAGCCAUGAGGACCUGGAGCAACUGGAGACAUAUGGUUUCCGGGGAGAGGCCCUGGGCUCCAUCUGUGCUGUGGCUGAGGUGUCUGUCAUCACGAAGACAGAGGAGGAUGACAUCAGCACCCAGUACAUGCUUGAUUUGACAGGAAACAUCGUCUCUCAGAAGCCGUCUCACUUGGGUCAGGGUACGACAGUCAGUGUGCUGAAGCUUUUCAAGAAUCUCCCAGUGAGAAGGCAAUACUACACCAGUACAAAGAAGUGUAAGGAGGAGCUGAAGAAAGUGCAGGACCUGCUGAUUGCCUACGCUGUUAUAAAGCCUGCCUUGCGGUUCACACUCACUCACAAUAAGGUGGUGGUUUGGCAGAAAGCCAAGGCGGCCGAUCACAGAAGUGCCCUCCUAGCUACACUGGGGCCCAGCGCUGUUGCCAACCUGCUCCCUUGCCACCAUCACCAAGAGCAACCAGAGAUUUUGUUAGAUGGCUUUUUCCCCAAGCCUGGAGCGGACUACUGUUCUACAAGCUCAACUAGCCACGACAAAACAUUAAUAUUUGUCAACGAUCGGCCUGUCCACCAAAAAGAUAUAAUUAAGUUGUUGCGUCAACACUACACGGCUCAGUAUCCAGCAGACUCAACCCGAAAUCGCUAUCCCAACCUCAUGCUUAAAAUCAUCGUCCCACCCUCCUCAGUGGACGUCAACGUGACACCCGACAAGACCCAGGUUCUUCUUCAUGACAAGGAGGCUGUGCUGACUGCAGUAGAGGCACUGCUGGUUUCUCUCUACGGCUACAGACCAACUACUGAGCCCCCACCUGGGGAACAGCUCAAACCACCCAGUCCCUUACAAACUUCACCUUUAGACAACAGGAGAGGUGCAGAGAGGGAUAACAGUCUCACUAACGGCAAUGCUGAUGUCCCCAAAGAUGCACCAAAAGACUGUGGCACAGCUCUGUCAACAGGGACGAGCACUGAGGCAUCAGUGGACCACCAGACCACAAACAGCAGCUCCUCGUCCUCUGUGGCAGAGGACUGGAUUGUCACUCACAUGCCAGGAGGGCCCAACUGUAAUUUAUCUCUCUUUGAUGAUGAAAUGGCUCUGAGCUGCCCUGAAACAACAGGAAUGAAUUUAGCAAGCGAAUCCCCCGAGAAACCCAUGGACAAUGCGGUGUUAGGUGCAGAUGCAGGCCAAGGCCAGUUAUCAGCUGAGGACUGGAGCAGGGGGACCGCUUUGACAGACCCGCUGUCAGGAGACCCACUACAGCCGGUCCGAAUCCAUCAGCCCUCCAGGCACAAUACUUCUGACUCGGCCGAGGUCAAGGGCCUGAGCAGCCCGAACAGAAAGAUGCUCAAUGCCAUAACAGAAAAGCGGGCUGCUCUUACAGCCUACGACCUGAUAAGCAACCGUGCCAUGAGGGCACCGCUGUCUCCCGCGGCCUUGUUCGAGCGGGAGGCCAGAGCCGAGGUGCUGAGGGAGAAACCCACAGCCAGCCUCCAGGAUAUCAGCGCCGCUGUUCACGAGAGAUGGAAAAACCUGGGGGAGGAAGAGCGUAAGAAGUAUGUGGAGAAGGCAAAAAAGCACCUGCAGCAGCAUGACCAGCGGACCAAGUUGGCCUCUGCUGAAGGCGUGAGAGAGCCCGAGAGGCAGCCAAGUGUGGGCACCCCGAAGAGCCAACUGCAGGGCCAAAAGCGCAAGGCCCCACUCUCGAACCAGCAGCUGCUGGAUCAGCUCUUCACUGCACAGCCCCAGAAGAAGACGAGGAGCCCUGCGCCCAAGCCCUCACAACCCCUCCCCUGCAGCGUGGCUGCCCUUCGGCUGCAGCUUCAUCGCCUCUCAUCCCAGAGCAGCUCGGCACCACUGGGCCUCCGUCUUGUAAACCGGCUGGCCUCUCAGGGUGCUUGGGUCGUUUUAUGUGGUCGAAAGCUCAUGUUGUUAAAUCCAUUUCGGGUGGAGGAGGCCUUGCUGUUUAAGAGACUUCUAGAGAAUAAUAUACUUCCAGCAGUGAGUCUGCAGAGCCCCGUACAGUUAACAGAUGGGGUUCUAGGAGGAGCUGAAUAUACUCAGGCUCUGUGCAACAUGGAGAAACAAAGUCCAGAUCUGAACGGAGGUUCAUUCUUCUCUGAUGCCAGGCUUGUGGCAAAUGGCUUUCAAAUCAGAUUCACUCCAGGCCUCCAGUCAGCGGAGAGACAUCUGGAAGUGACAGCAAUGGCAGACUGUGUGCCUUUCCUCGGUGUGGAGGACCUCAGGGAGAUCCUGAAGGCAGUUGUGCACAGGAAAGCGAAGACUGUGCAGGAGUGCCGGCCACUCAAAGUCACAAACUACCUUCAAGGUGAAGCUGUUCGACUUGCCCGUCAGUUGCCUACAAAUUUGACCAGGGAAGAUGUGGAGGAAAUCCUUUUGCGGAUGCAGCAGCAGCUUGGUGAGAACAACCACACCUGCAUCCACAAACGGCCAUUUCUGCAGCACCUGUCUGACAUCCCCUCCACCGACCAGGAAGCCAAGGCUCUGCUCAGGCCUUUGGAGCUGUAAAGAGUAGACGCAAUCAUGGAAAUUCACAGUUAUUGUACAUAAAUAUUUAUCAACUAUGACCCUUUUGAAAUACGUUUUUAGGCGGUUAACUAUUUCCAAACCAUGCUACUAGAAUUAUUUUCAUCCCACUCUUCUGCUGUUCAACAUUACUUCAUUUGUAAUAAAUAAAUGUUGUUUUUUACA
Molecule: messenger RNA, 3206 nt
Organism: Myripristis murdjan (pinecone soldierfish)
Lineage: Eukaryota; Metazoa; Chordata; Actinopteri; Holocentriformes; Holocentridae
Gene: pms1
Product: PMS1 homolog 1, mismatch repair system component
Exons: 13
Coding region: 267-3023 (918 amino acids)
Biological process (GO): mismatch repair
Cellular component (GO): MutLalpha complex
Molecular function (GO): ATP-dependent DNA damage sensor activity; ATP hydrolysis activity; ATP binding
Source: RefSeq, a predicted model, not a curated record